Molecule: messenger RNA, 378 nt
Organism: Trichobilharzia szidati
Lineage: Eukaryota; Metazoa; Platyhelminthes; Trematoda; Strigeidida; Schistosomatidae
Source: the annotation of a GenBank genome assembly
AUGGAGACUUUGUACAAGCGUCUUAACGCAGAAAUAGAAAAAGCACAAGGUGUACAAAAAGAAAUUCAAAAGUGUUAUCAAGUUCAUCGUCAAUUGUCUACUCAACUAUCCGAAAAUGAAAAUGUUAUGGAAGAUUUGGGUUUCCUAAACGAAUCCAAUACUAUCUAUAAACUUGUUGGUCCAGUUUUAAUCAAACAGGAUCUAUCCGAAGCUAAAGAGACCGUCAGCAAAAGAAUUAACUAUAUAAAUUCUGAAAUAAAACGUCAGGAUGACAGAUUAAAAGAAUUAGAAAAACAACAGGAUGGUUAUCGCGAACAAAUCGCUAAAUAUCAACAGAAACUUCAACAGGAACAAGCAAAAGCUGCAUUGAAGGCUUAG